This is a messenger RNA of Haliotis rubra (blacklip abalone), 1272 nucleotides long. RefSeq names its product cytochrome P450 3A8-like. Gene Ontology annotation, molecular function: oxidoreductase activity, acting on paired donors, with incorporation or reduction of molecular oxygen; iron ion binding; heme binding. NCBI's taxonomy places the organism in Eukaryota, Metazoa, Mollusca, Gastropoda, Lepetellida, Haliotidae. The record is from RefSeq and is a predicted model, not a curated record. The coding region runs from base 16 to 1272 and encodes 418 amino acids. The transcript is spliced from 10 exons.
GCAUACCAAGGCACUAUGGAUGCGUGUAAAUGCAUACAGAACGCUCUCCUGGCUGGAACUACCUUCCUAUCACUGGCGUACUUCUAUGGGCAAUGGAAGAACACUUUCUUCCAUGAGUACGGGAUACCUGGACCCCAUCCAGAGCCAUACCUUGGAAACAUCAGAGAAAUCAGGAAAAAGGGAUUUCGCGAAGUGCUGGCCGAAUGGAUGCAUUCAUUCGGAGAUGUGUAUGGAUUUUACGUUGGAAAUACUCCGACCAUAUUCGUCAAAGAUCUCGACAUACUGAAAGAAGUCUCAAUCAAACACUUUCAGGAUUUUCCGGACAGAAUGUUUCCAGAUCUGAAUCCAGGCAUUGUGCGUCACGGUGUGCUUUUCUCCAAAGGUGAUGCGUGGAGGAGACAACGUGCAGUCAUGGCGCCGACCUUCAGUGGAGGGAAGCUGGACAAGAUGGGCAGCAUAUUGAAUGACUGUGCCGAUGCCUUGGUCAAGAGACUGAGAGACAGAGAUGGAGACGAGAUCGUCUUGCGAGAUUAUUUUGGUCGGUUUACCCUUGAGGUGAUCGUCAAAGCAGCCUUUGGCCUCAACACCGACACGGACGACAUCUUAUACGACAACCUAAGAAAGUUGAUUCGCCCUGGAAAGAAAGGAGCCUUCUCCCAUUUCAGCAGCAAUAUAUUCCCAUCUAUGGUACCCCUGCUUAGAAUACUUGGCUUCAGCGUCAUCCCCAAGGCUCCGUAUCAGUAUAUUCUGAGAGCGUUGGUUGACGCCAUCAACUUGAGGAAGCUCGAACCUAAGAAUGAAAACAAAGACUUCAUUCAACUGCUUAUUGACGCUGAAACCAUGGAAAUACCCAACGCAAGCAAGAAAACCUUGAAAAGGUUUGGACGAAGGGGCUGUGAGAACCAGAGGGAGUUGUCUGUUCAUUCCUUUGUUGUCGAAACAGACGAUGUUGGCUGUGAAUUCAUAUCCAUGGCACAUAGCGAAUCCACGAAAAAUCAUCCUGGGGGCUUCGGCGAUUCCGAGUACACAAAGCCACGUGUAUACGCGACAGGAACUCCCCUCUGUCCUGUUGUAUCCUUUCGAAAGUACAUGUCCAAGUUAAAUCCAGAAAAUGAAGCCCUCUUUCAGCAGCCUCGUAAGAAUGUGUGUGAGAAUGAUUGUGGUGAUCGGAGCUGUCAACCGGAAGUUGGGGGACCCGACGGAAAGUGCCGGAGACAACCGAUCGCCACAGGGAGUUCGUGGAAGCCAUCUUGUGAGUAUAACAUUGCCUGA